AUGCACUCAAUUAUUUAAAUAAAUCAACACACUAGUUCACGUACAAAUACAUACCAUUUCAUACAUACACAUACCCAUUUUGUAAGCAUACGUAAUUUGUUAUAAUAAACAGUAGAAACACAGGAAACGAUGAUAUUCACUCCGGCCAAAAUGAUCAGAGACGAUUGUCUGUUAUUUUAUUUUGUGAUUUGAGUAUAUUCCAAUUAUUGCAUCCUAUAAUUCACAUAAAAUAAUGUUCUAUAAUUAUUUAUUCAAUAUUUAACUAUCAGGAAUAUUAGGAAAAUCUUUCUGAAAAUUGUAUGGAAAUUAUAUUAUUAAUCAAUUGGUGAACUGAAAUUUUAAUCACUUAGAAAAGACAUAGACAAGAACUGUUGAAAACAUAGAGGAUUUUGGCGGUCAUAGAAACGUCAUUAUUAUUAUUAUCAACAACAGUGACAAAGUACGAAACGAAACCAGAACAAAAACAGUAAUCAGCACUACGCAACAGAACGAGGUGAUGUACGAACUAUUAUUUUUCUUUGAAAUUUAUUUUCUUAUACAUUAUGCAUGGGAAUUCGGAUAAAAUUACAUUGAAUCUUUUAACCUCUAUGAAAACAAUGUAAUAUUGUAGUUUAUGUGUGAACUUUAAAUCAUUUAUUUCAAAGAGUGAAAGGCAGAAAGUGGAAAAUAAAUAUUUAAAAAAAUUGCAAACUCAACGCUUGAUUUAUCAAAUCAGUAAUUAUUUCAUUAAUCAAUUUAUUGAAUAAUAAGUAACAAACAAAACAAAAUAAAUAAGAUCACUUUGAACAAAUUCAUGUUCAAUCCCCAGUGGACGUUGUCAAACUUAUCACUAUUAUUGUCAGCUGUUUUAAAUUUAUCGGAAAUACUACAUCAACAACAACUACUACUACUGAUAAUAACAAUACUAGUAGUGCUACGACUUUUAUUAAUAUCAUUGAUUUUAAUUCAUUAUUAUUUUAAUCAUUCAUCUCAUUGUUAUCUCACUGGUAUCUUUGAGUGGUUUAACAACUAUCUACCCUCAUCACAUUCACUCACUUCCCCUUUUUCUUAUUUCGUGGAGUUAAUAUCACUGCCAUCCUCAGCAGUGACAUCCUCGUUGUUACUAUCACUGUCAUGGAUAUUCUGCAUACGGUUUGGUGCUUUAAGUAUAUGGUUCUGGAAAUCAGUAUGUUACCUCAGUACACGAUUUUAUCAUCAGAAGGAUAUACUACUAUUUUUCGGAAACAGUAUCAAUGAUAUUCGUAAUUAUAGAAUUUACAGUAAAAUAAAUGUCAUACUACUUACAUUACACACUGAUUCAAUCAUUUUCAUAUAUAAUCUUAUCAGUGGAUGGAAUUCAAGCGAUACAUUGAAGAGUAUAGAUGAAACAUCAAAAAGACUUACACAACGUAAACGUUUAAGUCAUGGAAUGAGUACAUUAUUCACUAUAUACUUUGGAUUAUUAAUUUAUUUAGAACUAUGUGGAAUUGAUUAUGCUGAAAGUAGACCGAUUUCAACCGAAAAUGAACGCAGAUAUGGUAAUUUAGAUUUACAUCCGGCUAAAUCAUCAUCACAACAAAAGACACCAAAAGUGGUUAUGCCACCAUAUGACCUUGGGUUUAAAGGUCAAAAAACUGACGAACUGAACAAAGUAAAAUUAUAUCCACUAUCAUCAUCAUCAUUAUCGUAUCCUACAUUUUUGAGUGAUUUUAAUGAUAAUUUCGAUCAAAUUAAAGGUUUUCAGUCAGAUGAAACAUAUGUAAGAGAUUCUCAAACACAGCAGCAGCAAAGAAAACAACACUAUCAGAGAGUAAGUCGUGAUAAUUUUAACUCACAAGAAGAGACUGACAAUGGCGAUAAUAACAAUGCUGUCGAAUUUUUCAAUACACGUUUGAUGUAUGAUUCGAAGUUGUCUCAAUCUAAUCAUAUUAAUAAGAAUAGUGUAUCAUACGGACAAUCUCCAUCGGUAUCAUCAUCAAUACCGUCAUUAACAGAAAGAGAGACGAAUGAACGACUUGACUAUAGAAGAGUAAACCUUGCACCUUCUAAAUCAACAAUACAAAAACAGAUAUCACAUUCCCCUUACAAUCCAUAUACAAGAAUGAAUAAUUAUCAAGAAUCGCUUUAUAUACCUGACCAACAAACUAUGUAUGAAAUGAAUACUCAACAGUACCCCCGCGAACAAGAGAAGCCAUGGACUAGAAAGGAUAAUAAUAAUAAUAAGCCAAAUCAACGUCAUGAAUUGUAUGAUGGUUAUACAGCUCAAAUGAAUCGUGAAAAUCCGUCUAGUUGGUUUCCUUUUCCCAAUUAUCAAACCAAUAAUAAUAAUCCAUUGAACAAUAAACCAUUGUAUUCACAACAAUCAAAUAUACAGCACCAACAUCAACCAUCUUCAAAUUUAAAUAGUUACUCAUAUUAUAGCAAUCUAAACAAAAAUAUUGAUAGUAAUGAUGACAUUAAUAAACGUAAUCCAUUAUCAUAUUUUUCUGAGAUUUCGGAUAUUGAAUUAUCUCAUCUAAUUUAUCAAUACCAAAUGGAAUUAUUACGUCGACAAUCUGAACGUUUACCAUAUAUUGAUUAUCAAAUGGAGCAUAAUUACUAUGGUCAACCGGCUGAAUCGUCUUCACACUAUUUACCUAAUUAUUAUCAUCCACAGGAUUAUGGACUACACUUAUCCGGAGUAAAAAAUCACGAUAAAAUUAUUCGAAAAUUCAAUAAUUUAGCUAAUCAACGAUUAAUGGCUGGUGUUGGUGAAUUUUUCGACGAACUGGAUCAUAAUAGUAAGUUUAUUUUAAUUAAGUGUUUUGCUUUUUUGUACUUGUACUAACCAAUGGUAAAUAACUGAAACAACUGAUUUUGUGUUGAAUUGAUGAGUUAUUAAGUAGAAGAAACUCAUUUUUUAAAUGUAUUUGAAGCGGUUACAUAGUCGAGUUCGUUGAAGGAUCUAAUUAGUAAUGUGAAUUAUUUUUAGUUUAAACGUCUUAUCCUGUGUUUUUUUGCAGUGUAAAACUGAAUUUCAAAAAUUAGUUUUGUAGUCUUUUGAGUGGGUAAUCAGUCAGAUUAUUUUGUUAUAUUUUACGUGGGGUAGGAUUCAUUAUCAUUUUGUAGAAACAUUUUAAAUGAACAGUUACCAUCUAUUUCAUUUUGAAAUCAGCUGUUGAUUGUACUGCGAUUCAGAUUUGAAUGAUCUCGAUAUGACUGGGACAAAAUGAUGAGACUUAUUAACCCAAGUGACAAAAUUUUGCCUUUGAAGAAGCAAACUCCUAGGUCUAGCCUGAUUGUUUUAAUCAACGCUAAAACAUGGGUUAAUCUGAUAAACGAACUAAAGUUGAAAUGAAACAAAUGUUUUGGAUUCAACUGCUCAAUUAUUUAUAAAAAAAAUUUACACAACUUAUGAAUUGGAUCUAUAUACAGACGUGGAUUCGAGAAACUGAUUAAUUCUAGUUUCAAAUAAAUAUGAGGAAUUUAUGGAGAUUGUUCACUUUUGCAUCUUACACAAUGAACUGACCUUAAGAAGGAAACUGUAGUAAAUCAAGUCUCAUGAUGAAUGCUUAACUUUUGAAAGAUGAGUCCCGCAGUUCUAGCUUGAAAUUAUGACCAGUUCAGUUUAAGUAUGUAGGAUGUAGAUCAGUUGUCUGCAUGUUAAGAUUUUUCUACAGGAUUGCGAAUUGAAGUUUUAAAUGUAAAUCAUGAAAUGUCAAAUUAGUAGAUUGAAGGUUAAGCUCUCGCUGCGACACAUGAAAGUCAUGUGUUUGGUCCCCAUUUAGGUUGUGAAUAUCCCCUCUAAUCAGUCUUACCCUAGAACGAAAUGGCUGUUCAGUGAAUGGUAGUUUUCAAUGACUGUCUAAAUAAGACUAAUUCCAUAUGUAAACUAUCAACGUAGACUUACACAUUAGUUACGGAAAAAUUUAAACGCCUAUUAACAGCAAAAAGCAGUCAACUCAAGUUUUAUUUUUCAGUAUUCUUAGCAGACCAGUUUAUUUACAUUAAAUGCUAAACCAAUAUAUUCUUUUUUUAUGAUCAUGCUAACAACUUGUAUUAUAUUAUAGAUAUUAGCAACUAAAAAUGAAUCUAUCAAUCUAUCAAUCUAUCAAUCUAUCUAUCUAUAUAUUUAUAUAUUCACUUGUUCAUUUAUUUUUUUAUUUGUUUAAAGAUCUCUUUCAUAAUAAAAGACUAGUAUAUGAAC
Molecule: messenger RNA, 4165 nt
Organism: Schistosoma margrebowiei
Lineage: Eukaryota; Metazoa; Platyhelminthes; Trematoda; Strigeidida; Schistosomatidae
Source: the annotation of a GenBank genome assembly